ACGACAUUCACAAUCCGUCCAGCUCGUCGGCUUCAUCGGCAUCCGGUGUUGACCGAAGUAAACGGAAAAAAGCACGAAAGCGCAGAACAAGGAAGAUCAACAAAGGACGUGGUGGGGAUCAGAUUCAGAGCGCAUCUGCAGCAAGCGUUGUUCUUGGAGUGGGAGUGGGUACUAAAACUAAAGGCAGUACAGGUGCAGGUACAGACAGUGAGCAGUUGA
Messenger RNA from Amoebophrya sp. A25, 219 nucleotides. The record is from the annotation of a GenBank genome assembly. NCBI's taxonomy places the organism in Eukaryota, Dinophyceae, Syndiniales, Amoebophryaceae.